Messenger RNA from Ruditapes philippinarum (Manila clam), 646 nucleotides. RefSeq lists its product as uncharacterized. The transcript is spliced from 3 exons. NCBI's taxonomy places the organism in Eukaryota, Metazoa, Mollusca, Bivalvia, Venerida, Veneridae. The coding region runs from base 183 to 611 and encodes 142 amino acids. The record is from RefSeq and is a predicted model, not a curated record.
AUAACAAUUUCAACGAAUUUCCUGAACAGGUCAAGGAAAAUAAUGAACAAAAUGAGUGCAACAACCAAUUGUGUCCGAGGAAAAGUAUUACUGAAUGUUUAGACGUUUCAAGAAUAAGGGAACUUGAGCAACUUUCGGCAACCCUGAUACAAUUUCUAAAUGAAGCAAGAAAUAAUUGUGAUAUGGAGGGAAGAUAUUCGUGUUGCGAUACAAACAAACUGAAAUCGUGGCAUGGGCGUACAGUACAGGUUGAGCAUGAUCGAUCACGUUUUCAGAUAACCAAUGAAACACUGUGUCCUGAAACAGGAAGAAACAAAGAUCACAGCAUUGCAGCUGAUCGCAAAAAUGCAAAACAAAUUCCGGAUAACAUGGACUAUAUAAAUAACGUUCGUAAACGAAAGGCUCAAACUCCAUUGAUGUCCGAGAUGUUUGUCAAAGGAUCUAAGUUCAAGAGGGAUUUAGUUUCAAAUUUAUCGACACCGAACAAUGCUGCUGCAAAAGUAGUUGACGAAUUGGUUUUAAGCCAAACAAUUAAGGCGACGGCAAGCAAUUUACAAAAGAAACCAGAAGUAUCUUCAGAAGAAGUAUCCGAUCACGGUACUUCUUUUUAGUUAUUUCUUUGGCAGUAGUACCAUGUUUAAGUGGA